This is a messenger RNA of Kickxella alabastrina, 399 nucleotides long. RefSeq lists its product as uncharacterized. The transcript has a single exon. The record is from RefSeq and is a predicted model, not a curated record. Bases 1 to 399 code for a protein of 132 amino acids. Lineage: Eukaryota; Fungi; Kickxellomycota; Kickxellomycetes; Kickxellales; Kickxellaceae.
AUGAGUAUUAUUCCUGCUGCUUUGGUAGGAUCCCUGUGGGUGCUUCUGCGGCCACUAAACAUCAGCAUCGCCUUUGGCGCCUACAUCGGUUGGCAAGUAAUCUACGCCCCGUACUUUUCACCGCUGCGUAAAGCUUCCUGGGCCCUUCCUGGCGCGCAUCUCCAGCCCCCCUUUUUCUUCCUCCAAGUCCACUGUGCCGAGCAUGCACUAAUGAUGAAGCACAAUCAGAUCUACGGCAGUCUUUUUAUUAUGAGCCCGCAUCGAGUGACAAUCUGCGAUCUCAAGAACAGCUCUACAAUUCUAGGCACCUAUACCUUCCUCAAGGACCACAUGUAUCAGAAGAUCAAGAUGGUGGGCUCAAACACAUUUUUGAUUGCCAAUCCAGAGCUUAACAAUUAG